Ambispora leptoticha is the source of this 804-nucleotide messenger RNA. The record is from the annotation of a GenBank genome assembly. NCBI's taxonomy places the organism in Eukaryota, Fungi, Glomeromycota, Glomeromycetes, Archaeosporales, Ambisporaceae.
AUGACGAGAAAGGUGGAAGGAUUAUCAACCCCUCGAAAUUUUAGCCAAGUUAAAAACUCUUACUCUUUAUCCGCCCGCCUUGGGUUUUCUGGGACCGGGCACGAAACCUUUUUAGAGCCUUUGGCUGAAGCCUUGGCAAAGAAAAAAAUCACGACUGGACUGAUUAUUGGCAAAACUAAUUAUCAAGAAAGAGAAGAACAUAUUCGCCGAUUUCAAAGUGGCGAACUAAGUAUUUUACUCUGUAAUAUUCAAAGUGCGGGGAUGGGAUUAAACCUGAGCCAAGCCGAGACCAUUAUUUUUGCUGACCGCAGUUAUUCUCCCGCUGAUAAUGAACAAGCCGAAGCUCGUUUCCUACCCACUACUAAUGCCGAACCUUCCCAAGUCCGGUUAGUAAUCGACCUUAUUUGCCAAGGAACUAUUGAUGAAAAAAUACUUCAAUUAUUAAAAAGAAAAGGAGAUAUAAUUAAGGUUCUAAAUGAUAAUCCGGGGUAUUUUUUUAACAGUGCAGCCACUAGUUUAAAGCCCAGAACUGUUAUUCAAGCCAUCAACAAUUAUUAUGAAAAAUACUCUAUUAAUAGCCACAGUGAGGGUAAUAAUACUUUAUCUAAUGAGGUUCGAAAUACUAUCCACCAAACUCGCCACCUAAUCGCUCAAAAAAUUAAUGCUCAGCCUGAGGAAAUUACUUUUUUACCCUCAACUACUUAUUCUUUGAAUAUUUUAGCUUUAUCCUUAAAAAACUACUUAGAAAAAGGGGACAAAAUUGCCCUAACUCAUUUAGAACAUAGUUCGAAUUGUUAUCCUUGA